UGCGGGGUCGCCGGGGCCUCGUGGCGGGGCGGCUCCGCGGGGCUUCGCCCGCUCCCUCACCUCCCCGGGCACUCAUGCGGAGCCCUGCGGGGCCCGUCCUGCCGCCGGAGACCCGGAGAAAGGUGAAGAACUGAAUGUCAUCAUGUCUGGAAUCAAGCGAACAAUCAAAGAAACUGACCCUGAUUACGAGGAUGUAUCUGUGGCCCUUCCAAAUAAACGGCAUAAAGCAAUUGAGAAUUCAGCUCGAGAUGCUGCUGUGCAGAAGAUUGAGACUAUUAUCAAGGAACAGUUUGCUCUUGAAAUGAAGAAUAAAGAACAUGAAAUUGAAGUUAUUGACCAGCGACUGAUUGAAGCAAGAAGGAUGAUGGAUAAACUUCGUGCCUGCAUUGUAGCAAACUACUAUGCUUCUGCGGGUCUUCUAAAAGUUUCUGAGGGAUCAAAGACAUGUGAUACAAUGGUUUUUAAUCAUCCUGCUAUCAAGAAGUUUUUGGAAUCACCGUCUAGGUCAUCAUCUCCUGCCAAUCAAAGAUCAGAAACACCAUCAGCCAAUCAUUCAGAAAGUGACUCUUUAUCUCAACACAAUGACUUCUUAUCUGACAAAGAUAAUAGCAGUAAUAUGGACAUAGAGGAAAGACUCUCAAACAACAUGGAACAGAGACCAAGCCGAAAUACUGGAAGGAACACUUCUAGUGUUACUGGCUCCCAUAAAACAGAGCAGCGGAAUGCUGAUCUUGCAGGAGAUGAGACUUCACGUCUUUUUGUAAAGAAAACAAUAGUAGUGGGCAAUGUGUCCAAGUAUAUACCUCCAGAUAAGAGGGAAGAAAAUGACCAGUCAACCCAUAAGUGGAUGGUAUAUGUCCGAGGGUCCCGUAGAGAACCCAGCAUUAAUCAUUUUGUCAAGAAAGUUUGGUUCUUCCUUCAUCCCAGCUAUAAACCAAAUGACCUUGUGGAAGUUAGAGAGCCUCCUUUUCACCUGACCAGAAGAGGCUGGGGUGAAUUUCCUGUCAGAGUUCAAGUUCACUUUAAGGACAGCCAGAACAAGCGGAUAGAUAUCAUACAUAAUCUGAAGCUGGAUAGAACUUACACUGGCUUACAGACUCUUGGAGCAGAGACGGUAGUGGAUGUUGAACUCCAUCGGCAUUCCCUUGGAGAAGACUACAUUUAUCCUCAGUCCUCCGAGUCAGACAUCUCUGAUGCCCCUCCAUCUUUGCCUUUGACCAUUCCAGCCCCAGUGAAAGCUUCUUCACCAAUAAAGCAGUCACAUGAGCCAGCUCCUGAUACCUCUGUGGAGAAAGGAUUCCCAGCUAGCUCUGAAGCUGAGAAACACACUGCAUUUUAUUCUUUGCCAUCUUCAUUGGAAAGAACGCCCACCAAAAUGACAACAUCCCAGAAAGUUACCUUUUGUUCUCAUGGCAAUUCAGCUUUCCAGCCAAUAGCAUCAAGCUGCAAAAUUGUACCACAAAGUCAGGUUCCUAAUCCUGAGUCACCUGGAAAAUCCUUCCAGCCCAUAACUAUGAGCUGCAAGAUUGUCUCAGGUUCCCCAAUAUCAACACCAAGUCCAUCACCAUUGCCUCGAACCCCAACUUCCACUCCAGUCCAUGUGAAGCAAGGCACUGCCAGCUCUGUUAUUAGUAAUCCGUAUGUUAUCAUGGACAAGCCUGGGCAGGUUGUUGGAGCCACCACUCCAAGUACAGGAAGUCCUACAAACAAGCUGUCUACGGCUUCUCAGGUCUCCCAAGGAACAGGUUCCCCUGUUCCUAAAAUUCAUGGAAGUAGUUUUGUAACGUCUACUGUCAAGCAGGAGGAUUCUUUGUUUGCGUCUAUGCCACCUCUUUGCCCAAUUGGGAGUCACCCAAAGGUUCAAAGCCCCAAACCUAUAACUGGAGGACUUGGAGCUUUCACAAAAGUGAUCAUCAAACAGGAACCUGGUGAAUCCCCUCACAUGCCCACAACAGGAGCGGCCACCCAGUCACCACUCCCUCAGUAUGUGACUGUGAAAGGGGGUCACAUGAUAGCUGUGUCCCCUCAAAAACAGGUCAUAACUGCUGGAGAAGGGACUGCUCAGUCACCAAAGAUUCAGCCCUCCAAGGUUGUUGGGGUGCCAGUUGGGUCUACUUUACCAUCAGCAAUGAAACAGGCUGUAGCAAUCAGUGGUGGCCAAAUCCUUGUAGCCAAGGCCAGCUCUUCUGUUGCCAAAGCAGUUGGUCCAAAACAAGUUGUGACCCAAGGAGUUGCCAAAGCAAUUGUGAGUGGAGGUGGAGGAACCAUUGUUGCUCAGCCAGUGCAGGCCUUAACCAAGGCUCAGGUCACUGCUGCCGGCCCUCAGAAGAGUGGAUCCCAGGGUUCAGAUUUCAAACCUCAUCUUCAGACUCUAGGAAGCUCCCCUCACUCUUGUCGCAGAGUAGGUAGAUUACAGAAGAGGAGGAGGAGAAGAGGAAAGGAGAAGGCAUGGUGCUGCAAGGGAAGCUUCUCUCCAGGCUCAUUUGUUUUGUUGUUGUUGUUAAACCUGUGCUUGAUACUUGUGAUGUUGCUGUCAUUCAUUGUAUUUUCAGACCUCCAGUCCAGCUCAGCUGCUGGCAGUGGCAGUGGUGGUGGUGCAGGAGGAGGAGGCGGUGGAGGCUGCAGUGGCAGUGGUGGUGGAGGCAGCGGAGGAGGCGGCGGCAGUGGAACAGGAGGAUCUCAAAGCACCCCUGGCCCUGGAGGGAUAUCCCAGCACCUGACUUACACAUCUUACAUCCUCAAGCAAACUCCCCAGGGCACAUUUUUAGUUGGCCAGCCGUCACCCCAGACAUCUGGGAAACAGCUGACUACGGGGUCGGUGGUCCAAGGAACGCUGGGAGUCAGCACAUCUUCUGCACAAGGACAACAAACAUUAAAAGUUAUCUCUGGACAGAAAACCACUUUGUUUACACAGGCAGCCCCCGGAGGACAGGCAUCUCUAAUGAAAAUAUCCGAUAGCACCUUGAAGUCUGUGCCAGCCACCUCACAACUCUCCAAACCUGGAACUACAAUGCUGAGAGUAGCAGGAGGGGUCAUCACAACUGCCACUACCCCAGCUGUGGCCCUCUCAGCAAAUGGUCCUGCACAACAGUCUGAAGGAACAUCUCCUGGUUCAUCAUCAGCUGUCAGUUCUGUAAUGAAAACUUCUGGGCAGCAGCAAGUGUGUGUGAGCCAAGCCACCAUGGGAACCUGCAAGGCUGCCACCCCUGCUGUUGUCAGUGCCACGUCCUUGGUGUCCACACCGAACCCCGUCUCUGGGAAAGCCACAGUGUCAGGGUUGUUAAAGAUUCACUCCAGUCAGUCCAAUCCCCAGCAGGCUGUCCUGACGAUUCCCAGCCAGCUCAAACCACUCAGUGUAAACACAUCAGGAGGUAUGCAGACCAUACUGAUGCCUGUGAAUAAAGUGGUUCAGUCAUUUUCUGCCAACAAAUCACCUACCAUUCUGCCUAUAGCUGCCCCAACUCCAGUUGUCCCCAGCUCUGCUCCAGCAACUGUUGCAAAAGUGAAGACUGAACCAGAAACAGCCGGGCCAAGCUGCCUCUCUCAGGAGGGUCAGACAGCGGUGAAAACAGAAGAAAGUUCUGAACUGGGGAACUAUGUCAUUAAGAUAGACCAUUUAGAGACAAUCCAGCAACUCUUAACAGCAGUAGUAAAGAGGAUUCCAUUAAUCACUGCAAAAAGUGAAGAUGCCAGUUGUUUUUCUGCGAAGUCUGUGGAGCAGUAUUAUGGCUGGAACAUUGGAAAAAGGAGAGCCGCUGAGUGGCAAAGAGCAAUGACGAUGCGCAAGGUCUUACAAGAAAUACUGGAGAAGAAUCCAAGAUUUCACCACCUGACUCCCCUCAAAACCAAGCACAUUGCUCACUGGUGUCGCUGCCAUGGCUACACCCCACCAGAUCCCGAGAGCCUGAGAAAUGAUGGGGACUCCAUUGAGGAUGUGCUGACCCAGAUCGACAGUGAGCCAGAGUGCUUGUCGUCAUUCUCCUCGGCUGACAACCUCUGCCGAAAACUGGAGGAGCUGCAGCAGUUUCAGAAGAGAGAGCCAGAGAAUGAGGAGGAGGUGGACGUCCUCAACCUCUCAGAGCCAUUAAAGAUAAACAUCAAAAAAGAGCAGGAGGAGAAACAAGAAGAACUGAAAGUCUACCUGCCACCAACACCAGGGUCUGCAUUUAUUGGUGACGUCACACAGAAGAUUGGGAUCUCCCUGCAGCCUGUGGUGCUGCAUAGGAACGUGUACGCAUCGGUGGUAGAGGACAUGAUCCUAAAGGCUACAGAACAGCUCGUGAGUGAUAUCAUGAGACAGGCUUUGGCAAUUGGAUACCAGACAGCAUCUCACAACAGGAUUCCCAAAGAAAUUUCUGUGAGUAAUAUUCAUCAGGCCAUUUGCAACAUUCCCUUCCUGGACUUCCUCACAAACAAGCACAUGGGGGUACUGAACGAGGAUCAGUGAACAGAAUGCAGCUGCCCCUAGAAAAGCGGGAUUUGAAGGCGCAUCCGAAGCAUGGGAACUGCGGUGACUCUCGUGUUUGGGGAAGGAGGUGGUUUUCUGUGGGCCUCAGAGUAUCGUGGCUGCUGAACCAUUGCCUCUGCCUAAUCCAGUGUAAUGCCAGAGUGUUCAGUUCCAGAUGAAAUCCUUUCAGGACAGAAGUCUGUUUCUGGAGUGAAGCUGAGGGUGGACGCAUGCUUUGUCAGCUGCCAUUUCUCCACUCUGUAUAAAGCCUCCAUGAAGGGGUCUCAGAGCUGGGCCAGGGGCCUUCUCUCUUCUGGGUGUACUCGCAGGGCACUUUGGGCCUGAUUCCCCAGGAAAUGGAAAAUGAGUCUGGCAGGCUAGCAAUCCCACCUGCCCCGUGGGCUGGGGUUCCAGGCAGCUCCAGCAGCCACCCUGACGAGGGAUUGGGCGGCAGCACUCAGCGAGUGGUUCUCCGCUCCUGCCUGGCCUCUGUGCUCUUAGCCCAGGGGUCCAGCUGCAGGCAGAGGUAAUGCAUGUGAAACCACAAAGGCCUGCGAGGCUGCAGACGGAGCAGGAUUCUCUCUUCACGGAGCACAGGAGCAUUACUACAACCAGUGUCAGCAAUGUCCAGGGAUGGACAGAUCUCAGCAUAGGAGGAGGUUUCACUGUGGCCCAGGAAACUUAAUAUGUUAGUAAGAGACAACAUCCACAAACCCCAGGCACUUGGCAGAGUCGUACCAGCUGUACACCCGUGUGCCGAGCAGGUAGCUGCUGCACACCAUCUGCAUGGUCUGCAGGAGCUUCUGCUGCUGAAUCCAUGGUGGUGGCCAGUCGGGCGCAGCCCCCUGGACAGGCUCUGCUGGGAUUGUUGGUCCUACCCAUGGAUUUAAUAUCCUGCUCUUCUCUGUUGAGCUUUUCCCCUCAAGAAGAAAAGUCUUUAAAAGAAACACCUGUGAGUGCCUUCAAGUUGGAAAAAUAACUGCCCAACCCAGAGACAGGGAAGCCAGUGCUCAGAAGCAGUGAGAAUAGAUUGUGCCCAUAACAAAGCCCCUCAGUGGGAGGGAGGAGCAGGCAGAAGGAGGGAGGCUGGCAGGGCCACCGCAUGAUGUCCAGUUCCACUGAGUACUCUACCCAGUCUUCCUACCUGGUCGGUGUGGAAGGCCAAGGAAAGACUUAUUCUCAGUUUGAAACCUGCUUUUACUCUGCUCAAAGAAAAUUUGAAAACUGAGUCAAACUUAUCCAAGCAACAUAAUUCAUGUUUUUAUGGGUCUCAUAAAUGCAUGAGUCAGGAAAAUAAGGCAGGGCAGGGAGGUGACUGGAUAAAAUCUGUCGUUUUAAUUCAGCAUUUGAGGGUUGCAAAUGCAGAAGGAAUCUGUUCUGUCCGGCAUAGCAUAUGCUCUGGCUUAAUGAAAUAGUUUCGUACACAAGGCUCAGAUACUCUGUAUAUGAACUACGUAUAAGCAAGGUUGAUAAGCAAGUGUAUAGACUCGUUCAGCAAGUGGACUAUGAGUGAGAUCUACAGACGAAUGAUUUGAUCCAAAUGAAAACAGAUUCAUUAAUUACAGGUAGGAAAGCCUAACAAAAUGAUCUUUGCAAAAGAAAUAUUAAAUGAUUUAACAGUCUGUGUGUGUGUUAAUGUUUCAAAUGUAUUUGUAUCAUAAUAUGUAACAUAAUUGUAACAGAAAUGCCACAAUAAAUCUUUUAGUAUUUGUGA
Galeopterus variegatus (Sunda flying lemur) is the source of this 6161-nucleotide messenger RNA. RefSeq names its product YEATS domain containing 2 (gene YEATS2). NCBI's taxonomy places the organism in Eukaryota, Metazoa, Chordata, Mammalia, Dermoptera, Cynocephalidae. Gene Ontology annotation, cellular component: NuA4 histone acetyltransferase complex. Gene Ontology annotation, molecular function: histone binding. Gene Ontology annotation, biological process: regulation of transcription by RNA polymerase II; chromatin remodeling. The transcript is spliced from 30 exons. The coding region runs from base 143 to 4447 and encodes 1434 amino acids. The record is from RefSeq and is a predicted model, not a curated record.